AUGAAUUUGGCUGAGCAGCAUGUAUUGUUUCUCAACGGGGAGGCUUAUGUUGAGUUUGAUGUCAAAGAAAGCUACAGAAGAAACCAGCUUCUGCAAGCCAUUCUGGAUUCUGGGAAGGAAGGAGACUCUCUGGGUUUUGACAGUGUUGAAAUCAAGAUGAGGACUCUUGAGCUGUCAGUGGAGGGAAAUGUGUCAGAUGGACAGUGGCUGUUCUUCAUCUGCGCAGAAGAGGCUCCUUUUUCUCUCUGUUUCUGGAUGAUCGCGAGCGAUAUCCCAGAGAUCAUCCAAAACUUAGGUUUUAGAGGAUGUGUGGAAUACAUCAAAUACAACGGCCACCUCUUAUCCUUCAACGGCCACAAUGAUAUAGUUGAGUCCAGCUCCAGCCUGUCUGCCUUUCAGACCUUCUGUGUUUCUCCAAUCUACUGUGUUCUGACUCCGUGCCUUGAAGAUUCCUGUCUGUCUGAGCCCUGCUGGAACAACAGUGACUGUGGAUCUUCAUCCAGAGAUGACUACUGGUGCAUCUGUCUGCCCUCAGAGUCUUCAUGUGGAUCAUGCUCAUCCGACCUCAUCCAUAGUGAUCCCUGUUCUCCAACCAAAAAAACUGCCCCGUUAUGGAUUGUUGCAGUCGUUAUUCCCAUUGCCCUCAUUUUGCUGAUCCUAGUUCUGUGUUUUGUCCUCAGGAGACAUCAAAAUCAUAGUGAAGUUGAAAAGAAGAGUCAUAUCUACCUUAUGCCACCUAACAAACCACAUGGCAUGGAUAACCUGGCGUUUAGUUUAAGUCCCGCAGAGAUGCCAAACAUCUCAAAUGAACCAAACAAGCAGCCAGAUUUGAUUAAACCAAGGGAUUCAACGCAAGGAGUGGAACGUUUUACUGAAAGUGGUCCUUUGUGUCACGUCUCAGGUUUUGCAGGAAGUGAACUGGAGUAUUAUGAGAUUGACAGCACAUACUCGGAUGUGAUGAAGACGGAAGAUGAACAGGCAAAUGCAAAAGUUCCUCAAUCCACCAUGCAGCCUCAAAAUAAUCACAAACCAUCUCCUAAGCUUCAUCUGAAGACACCCGGAGGUGAUUUUCACCAAUGGCAGCAUCAAUCCCACUUGUUCUUCAAGAGAAAACUAGCUCCUGACCUUACAGGCCCACCGCAGUACCUAUCUGCUGAUGAGGUUGAGAAACUGAACACCCCACGAGAUGGCAAAAGACACUUGAAUCAGAAUUGA
Danio aesculapii is the source of this 1215-nucleotide messenger RNA. RefSeq lists its product as uncharacterized. The record is from RefSeq and is a predicted model, not a curated record. Bases 1 to 1215 code for a protein of 404 amino acids. Lineage: Eukaryota; Metazoa; Chordata; Actinopteri; Cypriniformes; Danionidae. The transcript has 5 exons.